Sus scrofa (pig) is the source of this 18207-nucleotide messenger RNA. The record is from RefSeq and is a predicted model, not a curated record. Lineage: Eukaryota; Metazoa; Chordata; Mammalia; Artiodactyla; Suidae.
GGCCAGGAGCCGGGGGAUGAGGGUCUGCCAGAGCCGGGUUCCAGUCCAGCUCCCGCCAGGUUCCUCGGGGCGGUGUGAGCAGGCGCGCUCUCUUCCCCGGGCACCCAAGCCCCUCGCAGGCUUGUCCUGAAAUUCCCAGUGAUGGGUCAGGACCCCUGGGGCGGAGUGUGAGAGCGUGACGCCGCCCGCGAGGCCCGCCGGGGCCUGUCAGCGGGAAACGGAGGUGUGGGGACAGGGGCGUUCCCUGGGCAGCGAGCAGAGGCGAGGCAGGUGGGCUCGCUGAGGUGGGCUGGCGACCCCGAGAACCGUCUUCCCCGCGGUGCAUUCAGGCUGCCUCGACGCGAGGAGGGCAGGGGCUGCGGUCGCGGCCGACUCCUUGGUGACGGAGUCCCUCCCUCGUGCUCGUCGCUGUCCCCGUGCUCUGGUCAUGAUGCCUCUGAGAAGACAGCUGUUACUCUGUGUCCUGCAACGUCUGAUUCUGCCUUUGAAGGUCAAGCGCGGGAGGCAGAGCCUUGAAAAUGGGCUCCCCGGUGUACGUCAGGCUCCAGGCAACAUUCUAUGAGGAACGUGAGGAGCCAGCAGGACUCAGGGGACAGAGCACAAAGACUAGAGCCAGAGGUUUGGGUCCCAUAUGGAGUGACGUUUGUGCUUCUCCGUUACGUGAGCUGUAGGUACCCCCUAAAGGACAGGGAUUGUCUCCCCACUUAAAAUCUUCCUCACUUCUCAGACCUGGGCUUGUGGUCACCUUGCUCUGACCCAAGCCGGUCUUGCCGUUUCUAGAUGCGAGUCCAGACCAUCCCGUUGGAAGGUCAUGCCCUUAGACAAAGCCACCCUCUCCCCUCACUGCCGUGUCACCCACUGGUGGCACUCUCCUCUGUUCUCCAUGACUGGGCUCCUGCUCACUGUGAGUCUCCCCAACAUUGCUUCUGUCCUAAUACGUGGCUGUUUCAACAGACGCAGAAAUAAUCCUUCCAUUAACGUGGCCUCUGGGCUCCUUGAACCUUCCUCCUCCAGUGACCUUGUCCCUCUUCCUGUCUUAACCACCCCUUCCCAUGCCAUUUCCCAGGCCUUGCCUUAACCAAACCACCCUCUGACGAUCCAGUUUCAGGCAUCUCUUCGACACACUAUUCCUAUAUUUCCAGCUUGCCUCCCACCCCCAAGAUCCCUCAGUAACAAGCCAGUGACCCUGCUAGGACUAGGACGUGUAAUGCCUUGAUCUUGCCUUCCCACUGUCCCUCCCCCACACCCACAUCCUUUCCCCCUCACCCAGCUCCAGGGCUCCAUUAUUGCCAUCAGUCCUCUGUCUUGCUUUGUCAAACUUGUUUGGCAUAACCAUAGUCUGGUGAAAUCCAACUCUCUGCCUACUGCAUACCCGCCUUCAUGAAGCUGCAUGGGACUGAAGAAAGACAAGUUGGCUCCACAUUCACGCCUGUGAACCUUUAACGGGCGUUUCAUGCUUCCCAGUCGACAUCCCUUCCUUCCUAUUCGUUAUCUCCUUGCUCUUUCUGGUCACUAUUGCACACUAUUUUCCCCUUCAUAUGUCCAUAAUCUUUUCUAUUGGCUUCCCUCUCUGAUGAUUUGUUUCUUACUUGGUUUUUUAAAAAAAUGGAAAUAAUUGAAUCAAAUUUCUGCAAAUGCUCACUUACAUCUACCCCAACUGCCAAUAUCUGUACUUGCAUACUCUGCCAUCCCUCCCAUUGCUGUAGAUGGACUGUAUGCUGUCAUCUGAUGCCAACCCUACAAGUAAAACUGCCACUUUUGAUCUGAAUUUCAUCCAUUCUCAUCUUGAGGUGGUCACUCCAGCAAUUUUCUCCUCUCUCCUGCAUUCUUAUUUUUCCCUCCUUCACUAGAUAUAUCCCGUCAAACAAAGUCCUCAUUCCUUCCACCAGCCACAAUCCAUUUCUAUGGUCUGGUCUAAAGCAGAAUGUCUAGAACAUGUGUCUAUUCUUGUUGUUCCCCAUUCCUUUUCCUCACUCAUCCGGCUCUUGCCCCCACACACACAUUGCAUGGAAAAGAAAUUAAAAGAUUGUCCAUGUCGCCAGUGACCUCCACUUGACUGAAUUGCAUGGCCCUUUAUCAGUCUUUCUCCUGCUUGACCUGUGAGCAGCCAUUGGCACAGCUCAUGAUGACCCUGUCCUGGAAGCACUUUCUUCACUUGGCUUCCAGGUCACCACUUUUUGGUGUCCUCCUGUCACCAUGGCCAUUUCUUCUGUUUCCACUCAUGAUACCCCUGCUUCUUGCCAACUUUCUCAUGUUGGAAAGCCCUCGGGCUUGUUCCUUGAACAUCUCUUCUCUGUAUAUACGCAGUUCUUGGGGGGGAGUUCAUUCCCUUUCAGCUUUAUGAACCGUCUGCCUCUGACAUCUACCAGGUUUCUUAUCUCCACCCUUUUCUUCUCUGAACCCCCAACUACCAUAUCCAGCUCCCUAUUCAAUGUCCCCAUUUAGAAAUCAAGAAGGUAUAUUCUAAAGUGUCCGAGAACUCAUGCCCUGUCUUCUCGAAAGAACUUACUCCACCCUUAUUCUUCCCCAUGUCCCUUAAUAGCAGCUUCAUUCUUCCUGUUGCUCAAGUCCUAAACCUUAGGAUCUCUCUGACUCCCUUACCCACAACCUCACCACUAAUCCAUUAAGAACUCAUAUUGGCUGAGCCAUCAAAAUUUGUAUAGACUCAGACUGUUUCUUACUACCUCCUCUACUCCCCAGGUACCAAGCCACUCUCUUAUGUAUUAAAGCAAUAACUUGCUCACUGAUCUCUUUUCCCACUUUUGCCUGAACUUUUUCUGUAUUCUCAAUAUAGCAACUGGAGCAAUCCUACUAAAAAAGAUGUCAGACCAUGUCAUUCCUUUGCUCAAAACCCUUUAAUGGGGAGUUCCCUUGUGGUCUAGCAGCUAAGGGUCUGGCAUUGUCAUUGCUGUGGCUCGGGUCACUGCUGUAGCUUGGAUUUAAUCCCUGGUCUGAGAAUUUACGUAUGCUGUGGGCACAGCCAAAAAAAGAUCCCCCCAAAAGCAGAACACCCUUCAGUGAUUUCCGUUCCUCUGAGAGUAAAAAAUCAAAAUCCCACAAGUGGGGCUGCCUGUGAUCUGACCCCUUUUACUCACCCCUGCUGUUCUUGCCUAGCCUGUCCACUUUUCUCUGACCUCCACUCCACACUGCUUCUUGAUCACAUUAGGCAUGCUCUCAUCCCAGGGCCUUUGCUCUGGCUCUUCCUUCUACCCACAGUAUACUUCUCCCAAGGAUCAGUGCAGCACUCUGCCUAUCCCCUGCCCCCAGCCUUUAUUCAAAUGGUACCCUCUCAAGGAGGCUGCACCAAUCUUCCCACUUAUGAUUACAACACCUCAGCCCACCUGCUUCAUUUUUGUUGUUGUUUAUUGACUGUGUCGUCCCUAGAAUCUAAGCUUCAUCUUCCCAGUACCGUGAACAGUGCUAGCAUGUAGUAGAUGCUCAAUAAAUAUUCACUGAGACUAUUCAUUUCAUAGAAAGUUCAUAUUUACCAUUUUUCCUAUUGCUCAAGGCCCUUUACCUAAACUCACCACUUUUUCUUCAGUGUACCUUUAGCUAUUCUCUGAAUCUCUAUUGAGUGCUUCCCAUAGGCCAGACCCAAAGGAGGACUGUGAGUGUAUAUGGAUCAACUAAGAUACAGUCCUGCUUUUUAAGUCCUAGAAAAAUUCCUGUCAUCCCCUCUGCCCUGUUAGCCUCCUGCCCUGGGUCCACGAGGUCCUUUCUUCACAUGAAUAUGAGUAGAGCUCGACUUGUGACCUUUUAUCUUUCUGCACUCCCUGUUCACCUGCAGUUGUAAGUUUGCAGUUCAGUGGUUGCUUCCAGACAGACCAGGCAAGGAGAAUUCUCUUGGAUUUCAUGUGCUGGGUCCAGGCAUUCUAUUUCAUUGUCACAUGGACUUACUGGUUAUAUAUAGAACCCAACCAACCAUAUGAGUCCUUAUUCUCAUUAUUUACUUGGCAGCUCCUUAUCACAUUGCCUAAUCAUCUGUUUUUCUUUCGAGUAUUCCCUUUCCAUUAGUUGUAAGCAGCGGUUCCUAGUGAGUUGCAUGAAUUACACAUUUUUAAGUUGCCAGUAUUAGAAAUCUCAAUUUAAAUCAGCUCAGACAUUUCUAGAGCAGCUCGAUUCAGGAGCUCAAAUGAUGUCAAAGGACCUGUUUUUUUUUUCCCUCCAUCUAUAAACUCUGUCUUCUCCAUAUUGACCCUAUUCUGAGGCUUCAGAUGGCCUCAGAAGAAGAGAUGGCCACCAUUGUUCCUGACUCAAAGAAAGAAAAAGCUUCUCUUUGAAAAGUCCAGACGAGAGAUUUUGGCCUGGCUCUUACCGGUUCCGAUUUGCUCAUAAGUCCAUUUCUGGACCUGGAGAUGAGUCCAGGACCUGGGCUGAAGAAAAGAGGGACUAUGUUGGGUAGCCAAAACCAGCUCACCCCUACACAAAGAUUCAGGACCCUUAACUUGGUCUCUUCUUUAAAAUGCCCUCACGUACCACCAGUGGACAGAGGGCCAUGUUUACCUGCAUGUGUCCUGUUUUGUGCCUCUUUGCCUGCCUUUGUGACAGUUUCGGUCACCUCUUGUUCAUCCUGUUGAUGAGGGAGGGAUUUCUCCCCUAUCCCGGGGUUGGCUGAACAUACACACUGGACAGACGAGACUGCCAGCAGGUUAUUAGCCCAGAUACAGGCCAGAAGAGGAGGACUCUGUGCCAGGCAGGGCCACGUGGAGGUUGCGCUUGGGAACAGAAUAAACCACCUGUGACUUUGGGAGGCAAGCUCCAUAGUAUGGAGAGAGUGUGGUACCCACUGAUGCCUAUAGCGGCCUGGAAUUGGCUUGAAUAUUCCACUGGCUGGCAAGGAAUUGAAGCCUGCAACUUGGGAUUGUCAUCCCCGUCUUGACCAACGAGAAGAAUCACCUAGACUGGCCCCAGGUGGUAUGUCUAGAUGUCCAGCGACAUGCCCACAGCCUCCAGGGUGACCUCCUGGUUCUCCUUGAGCAAGUGAAGGGGAAAACUUUGCUGCCUCUUCCAGUAGGCUCAGAAAAAAUGGAACUUGUGGAUUCUGAAAGUGAGACCAUCCUGGAUUCUGCAGAUAAAUCAGUCAUCUACGCCAUUGAGUCUGCAGUGAUUCAGUGGAGCCACCAAAUCCAGGUGGUGCUAAAGAGAGAAUCUUCCCAGCCGCUCCAUCAGGGGGAGAACCCCACCCCUAAGGUGGAGCUGGAGUUCUGGAGGAACAGGUAUGAGGAUCUGGAAUACAUUUAUAAUCAACUGAGAGCAAUAAAGGUGAGGGGCAUGGCAGGGCUUCUGGACAAGCUUCAGAGCAGCUACUUCCCAGCUUUCCAAGCCAUGUUCAGAGAUGUUGUAGCAGCUCUGACGGAGGCCCGGGACAUCCACACCCACCUGGUGCCACUGCAGCACCACCUGGAAACCCUGGAGAGCCUGGAGUUUCCCAAGGUGAAGCCACGGCUGCAGCCUCUGCUGCACAUCGUCUGCCUGAUCUGGGCCACGUGCGAAUCCUAUCGCUGCCCCGGGCGGCUCACGGUGCUGCUGCAGGAGAUCUGCAACCUUCUGGUCCAGCAGGCCUCUCAUUAUCUCAGCCCAGAAGACCUCCUGAGAAGUGAGGUGGAAGAAAGUCAGAGGAAACUGCAAGUGGUUGUGGAGACCUUGAACUUCUUCAAGCAUGUGUUUCAGGACAGAAGGGAGAAUCUCCAUUCUUACUUCAAAGAGAACCAGGAAGUCCGGGAGUGGGAUUUCCAGUCCUCUUUGGUCUUUGUGCGGUUGGAUGGCUUCCUGGGGCGACUGGGCAUGGUGCAGGACCUUCUGGAGACAGCUUUGGAUUUCCACAAAUUGGGAAAGCUUGAGUUUAGUGGCAUCAGAGGGAAUGCCCUGAGCCAGCAGGCCCAACAAAUGUACAGUGAAUUUCAAGAGAUAUACAGGGUCUUCUCAGAGUCUUCCUACAACUGCUUGGACCCCCAAAGUGUGGAAUUUGAAAAGGAUGUUUCUGAGUUUAAUCAGAGAGUCGAAGAUCUUGACCGAAGGCUGGGCACUGUCUUUAUUCAAGCCUUUGAUGAUGCACCUGCUUUGGAGCACGCCUUCAAGCUGCUGGACAUAGCAGGGAACCUCCUGGAGAGACCGCUGGUAGCACGGGAUGCAUCUGAUAAGUACCUGGGGCUCAUCGGCAUGUUCACCAAGGACCUGGAUGCCGUGAGGAUGAUCUACUGUCAGCGUGUCCAGGAGGAGGCGCAGGGUGGGUCCUCCUCCGUGCACAAGAACAUGCCUGCCAUGGCCGGGGGACUCCGCUGGGCGCAGGAGCUGAGGCAGCGCAUCCAGGAUCCCUUCAACAACUUCAGACACAUGACACAUCCCUGCAUGGAAUCUGCUGAAGGAAAGCGCAUGAUACAAAAAUAUGAAGAUAUGCUCUCAUUGCUGGAAAAAUACGAGACAAGACUCUAUGAGGACUGGUGUGAGACAGUAUCAGAGAAGUCCCAGUACAACCUUUCCCGGCCACUUCUGAAACGUGACCCAGAGACAAAGCACAUCACCGUCAACUUUAGCCCACAGCUGCUUUCUGUGCUGAAAGAAAUGAGUUAUCUUCAACCCCAGCAGAUGAAGUACAUCCCCAAGACAGCAGCAGCCAUGUUCUCCUCCAGAGAAUUCUAUCGGCAGCUUGUGGCUAAUUUGGAGUUGAUGGCAAAUUGGUACAACAAGGUUAUGACAACUCUGCUAGAGGUGGAACUUCCAUUAGUGGAGAAAGAGCUACAAAAUAUUGAUCUCUGCCUGAAAGCUGCAGAGGAGACUCUAAACUGGAAAACAGAAGGCAUUUGGGAUUAUGUCAUUCACAUCACCGAUAGUAUUCAUGAUCUUGAACAAAGAAUUCAGAAAACAAAAGACAAUGUGGAAGAGAUUCAAAACAUCAUGAAAUCAUGGGUGUCACCAAUAUUUAAAAGAAAAGAUGGGAAAAAGGAAUGUCUUCUUUCAAUGGAUGAUCAGAGUGAUCAAAUGGAAAAAUAUUACAGCCUCAUCAAAGAAUCUGGCCUUAAGAUUCAUGCCCUUGUACAGGAAAAUCUGUGUCUUUUUUCAGCAGACCCAGCCUCCAGUAUCUGGAAAACUUAUGUUAACUACAUUGAUGAUAUGUUGCUGGAUGGAUUCUUUCUUGCCAUUGAGUGCUCCCUCAAGUACCUCCUGGAAAAUACUGAGUGUAACGCAGGACUCACCCCGAUAUUUGAAGCACAGCUGAGCUUAGCCAUCCCAGAAUUGGUGUUCUGUCCAUCUCUGGAGUCUGGAGCGAAGGGUGGCCUCUAUGACAUUGUUGAUGGUCUUGUCACCAGCGUUUUUAGAGUAUCGUCCUUGGUGCCGCGGCUUUCCCCUCAAAGCGACUCUCCCCACUAUCAGGCUGACCUGGAGGCCAUGGCCGGUUUGGCAGGCAUGAGGGACCAGCUCAUGGAACGGGUCCAGAGCGCGAUGGCCCUCUGCUGCACCUACCGGCACGCACUCAGCCAGUAUGCCUACCUCUACGUGGAGGACCGGAAGGAGGCACUGGGCCAGUUCCUGUUGUACGGGCACGUCCUCACGGCUGAGGAGUUGGAAGCCCACUCGGAGGACGGCAUUCCCGAGAACCCCCCACUCCUCCAUCAGUUCAAAGCGCAGAUCGACUCCUAUGAAAAGCUCCAUGAAGAUGUGUGCAAGCUGGAGUCCACCAAGGUGUUUGACGGCUGGAUGAAGAUUGAUGUGCGGCCCUUUAAAGCAUCUCUGCUGAAUGUAAUUAAGAAGUGGAGCCUCACGUUCAAACAGCAUCUCGUGGACUACGUCACUCACAGCUUGGCCGACCUUGAAGCAUUUAUAAAAGACAGUGAGAGUGGUUUGCUCAAGAAAGUGGAGAAAGGAGAUUUCAAAGGACUGGUUGAGAUCAUGGGACACCUCAUGGCUCUUAAAGAACGGCAGAGCAGCACUGAUGAGAUGUUUGAGCCUUUAAAGCAAACUAUUGAACUGCUGAAGACCUAUGACCAGGAACUGCCAGAAACAGUGUUUAAGCAGCUGGAGGAGCUGCCUGAGAAGUGGAGCAGCAUAAAGAAGAUGGCCGUUACCGUGAGGCAGCAGGUGGCCCCCCUGCAGGCGAAUGAAGUGACCCUUCUCCGCCAGAGAUGCUCGGCCUUUGAUGUGGAGCAGCAGCAGUUCUGGGAGAGAUUUCGCAGAGAAGCUCCCUUCAGGUUUGAUAGCACUGACCCUCAUCAGAUGCUGGAUGCCAGGCACACGGAAAUCCAGCAGAUGGAAUCCACCAUGGCCUCCAUCUCUGAAUCUGCCAGCUUGUUCGAGGUCGGCGUCCCCGACUAUAAGCAGCUGAGGCAGUGCAGGAAGGAGGCCUGCCAGCUGAAGGAGCUCUGGGACACCAUCGGGAUGGUGACUUCCAGUAUCCGCGCCUGGGAGACCACCCCAUGGAGGGAUGUCAACGUAGAGGCCCUGGACUUGGAGUGCCGACGGUUUGCCAGGCACAUCCGGAACCUGGAUAAGGAGGUCAGGGCCUGGGAGGCCUUCACAGGCCUGGAAAGCACGGUGUUGAACACCCUGAGCUCCCUGAGGGCCGUGGCUGAGUUGCAGAAUCCAGCCGUCCGGGAGCGCCACUGGAGGCAGCUGAUGCAGGCCACGGGGGUGAGCUUCACCAUGGACGAGGGCACCACCCUGGCCCACCUCCUGCAGCUCCAGCUGCACCACUUUGAGGACGAGGUCCGGGGCAUCGUGGACAAAGCCGUGAAAGAGAUGGGCAUGGAGAAGAUCUUAGAGGAGCUGCAGACCACCUGGGUUGGCAUGGAAUUCCAGUACGAGCCCCACCCGCGGACCCGAGUGCCCCUGCUGCGGUCCGACGAGGACCUCAUCGAGGUUCUGGAGGAUAACCAAGUCCAACUUCAGACCCUGAUGAUGUCCAAGUACAUUGCUUUCUUCCUGGAGGAAGUGUCGGGCUGGCAGAAGAAGCUGUCCACGGCCGACGCUGUCAUCUCCAUCUGGUUUGACGUGCAGCGCACAUGGUCUCAUCUAGAAAGCAUAUUCAUUGGAUCUGAAGAUAUCCGGGCUCAGCUGCCCCAGGACUCUGCAAGAUUUGAAGGCAUUGACAUUGACUUUAAACAGAUAGCUUAUGAUGCUCAGAAAACUCCAAAUGUCGUGGAAGCCACCAACAAAUCAGGUCUCUACGAGAAACUGGAAGAUAUCCAGAGCAGAUUGUAUCUGUGUGAGAAGGCUCUGGCGGAGUACCUGGAUACCAAAAGGCUUGCCUUCCCUCGGUUUUACUUUCUCUCCUCUUCUGAUCUGUUAGACAUCCUUUCUAACGGCACCGCCCCACAACAGGUUCAGCGCCACCUUUCCAAACUCUUUGACAAUAUGGCCAAGAUGCAAUUCCAGCUAGACGCCAGUGAGAAACCAACCAAGAUCAGUCUGGGCAUGUACAGCAAGGAAGGAGAGUAUGUGGCCUUCAGCGAGCCCUGUGACUGCAGUGGGCAGGUAGAAAUAUGGUUGAACCAUGUGCUCGCUCACAUGAAGGCCACUGUGAGGCACGAGAUGACGGAAGGUGUAACUGCCUAUGAGGAGAAGCCGAGGGAGCAGUGGCUCUUUGACUACCCAGCUCAGGUGGCCCUGACCUGCACUCAGAUAUGGUGGACCACAGAGGUGGGCAUGGCCUUUGCCAGACUGGAGGAAGGCUAUGAGAACGCCAUGAAGGACUAUUACAAGAAGCAGGUGGCCCAGCUCAAAACCCUCAUCACGCUGCUGCUCGGCCAGCUCUGCAAGGGGGACCGGCAGAAGGUCAUGACCAUAUGCACCAUCGAUGUGCACGCCCGGGACGUGGUGGCGAAGAUGAUUGCUCAGAAGGUGGACAGUGCGCAGGCCUUCCUCUGGCUGUCCCAGCUGCGGCAUCGUUGGGAUGAUGAAGCCAAACACUGCUUUGCCAACAUCUGUGAUGCCCAGUUUCUAUACUCCUAUGAGUACCUAGGAAAUACCCCUCGCCUGGUGAUCACGCCUUUGACAGACAGGUGCUACAUCACCCUCACUCAGUCUCUGCACCUGACCAUGAGUGGGGCUCCAUCAGGACCUGCAGGCACAGGCAAGACGGAGACCACCAAGGACCUGGGCCGCGCGCUGGGCAUCAUGGUCUACGUGUUUAACUGUUCGGAGCAGAUGGACUAUAAGUCUUGCGGCAACAUCUACAAGGGUCUCGCUCAGACCGGUGCCUGGGGAUGUUUUGAUGAGUUUAAUCGCAUCUCCGUGGAGGUCUUGUCCGUGGUGGCCGUGCAGGUAAAAAGCAUCCAAGAUGCAAUUCGAGACAAGAAGCAGCAGUUCAACUUCCUCGGGGAAGAGAUUAGUCUGAACCCUUCUGUGGGCAUCUUCAUCACCAUGAACCCAGGCUAUGCUGGCCGCACGGAGCUGCCGGAAAACCUCAAGGCUCUGUUCAGGCCUUGUGCGAUGGUCGUCCCAGACUUUGAGUUGAUCUGUGAGAUCAUGCUGGUGGCAGAAGGAUUCAUCGAAGCACGAUUACUAGCCAGGAAAUUCAUCACGCUUUACCAACUGUGCAAGGAGCUCCUCUCCAAGCAGGACCACUACGACUGGGGCCUGAGGGCCAUCAAGUCGGUGCUGGUGGUGGCUGGCUCCCUGAAGCGAGGCGACCCUGACCGGCCCGAGGACCAAGUCCUGAUGCGCUCCCUGCGAGAUUUCAACAUCCCCAAGAUCGUGACCGAUGACAUGCCAGUGUUCAUGGGCCUGGUCGGAGACCUCUUUCCCGCCCUGGAUGUCCCUCGGAGGAGAGACCUCAACUUUGAAGCUUUGGUUAGGAAGGCGGUGGUGGAGCUGAAGCUCCAGGCUGAGGACAGCUUCAUGCUCAAGGUGGUCCAGCUGGAGGAGCUCCUGGCGGUGCGCCACUCCGUGUUCGUGGUGGGCGGCGCGGGAACCGGCAAGUCGCAGGUGCUGAGGUCCUUGCACAAAACCUACCAGAUCAUGAAACGCCGCCCUGUCUGGACUGACCUCAACCCCAAAGCGGUCACCAAUGAUGAACUCUUUGGCAUCAUCAAUCCGGCCACACGAGAAUGGAAGGAUGGUUUGUUCUCUUCUGUCAUGCGGGAGCUUGCCCACAUCACCCACGAUGGGCCCAAGUGGAUUGUACUGGAUGGUGACAUAGAUCCAAUGUGGAUUGAGUCUCUGAACACUGUCAUGGAUGACAACAAGGUCCUGACCCUGGCGAGCAAUGAGCGGAUCCCUCUGAAUCCCACGAUGAGGCUCCUCUUUGAGAUCAGCCACCUGCGCACGGCCACGCCAGCCACGGUCUCCAGAGCAGGGAUCCUGUACAUCAACCCGGCAGACCUGGGGUGGAGCCCUCCUGUCAGCAGCUGGAUUGACGGGCGGGAGGUCCAGACAGAGAGAGCCAACCUGAGCAUUCUGUUCGACAAGUACCUUCCAACCUGCUUAGACACCCUCAGGACCAGAUUUAAAAGGGUAAUUCCUAUCCCAGAGCAGAGCCUGGUUCAGAUGCUGUGCUGCCUUCUCGAGUGUCUGCUGACUGAAGAGGACAUCCCUGCGGACUGCCCCAAGGAAACCUAUGAGCUUUAUUUCGUGUUUGCUGCCGUCUGGGCUUUUGGCGGAGCAAUGGUCCAAGAUCAGCUCGUGGACCACCGGGCGGAGUUCAGCAAAUGGUGGCUGACCGAGUUCAAGACAGUCAAGUUUCCCUCCCAAGGAACCAUCUUUGACUAUUACAUAGACCCAGAGACCAAAAAAUUCGAACCCUGGUCCAAGCUGACCCCCCAGUUCGAACUUGACCCAGAGAUGCCCUUGCAGGCUUGUUUGGUGCACACGAGCGAGACCAUCCGCGUGUGCUACUUCCUGGAGCGGCUCAUGGCACGGCGGCGGCCAGUCAUGCUGGUGGGGACCGCGGGCACCGGCAAGUCGGUGCUGGUGGGCGCGAAGCUGGCCAGCCUGGAUGCUGAGGAACACCUGGUGAAGAACGUGCCCUUCAACUACUAUACCACCUCGGCCAUGCUGCAGGCUGCCCUGGAGAAGCCUCUGGAAAAGAAAGCCGGCAGAAAUUACGGCCCCCCAGGCAAUAAGAAGCUUAUCUAUUUCAUUGAUGACAUGAACAUGCCCGAGGUGGACGCCUACGGGACCGUGCAGCCCCACACUGUCAUCAGGCAGCACCUGGACUACGGCCACUGGUAUGAUCGAAACAAGCUGUCCCUAAAGGAGGUCAGGAACGUACAGUACGUCUCCUGCAUGAACCCCACCGCAGGCAGCUUCACCAUCAACCCACGGCUCCAGCGUCACUUCAGUGUGUUCGCCCUCUCCUUCCCGGGCGCAGACGCCCUGUCCUCCAUCUACAGCACCAUCCUGACGCAGCACCUGAAGCUGGGAAGCUUCCCGGCGUCACUGCAGAAAGCCACCCCCCAGCUGGUCCACCUGGCCCUGAGCUUCCACCAGAAGAUCGCCACCGCGUUCCUCCCCACGGCCGUCAAGUUCCACUACAUCUUCAACCUCCGAGACCUCGCCAGCAUUUUCCAGGGCAUUCUCUUCUCCUCAGUGGAAUGUGUCAAAUCCACACAGGACCUAGUAAAGCUCUACCUGCAUGAGUCAAAUCGGGUUUAUCGGGAUAAGAUGGUGGAAGAAAAGGACCUUGAUCUUUUUGACAAGAUCCAGGCAGAAGUGGUCAAGAAAAUUUUUGAUGAUCUUGGAGAGACUGUGGAGCAGCAGACCCGAAGCCUGAACAUGUAUUGCCACUUUGCACACGGCAUUGGCGAGCCCAAGUACAUGCCUGUGCAGUCGUGGGAACGCUUGACCCAGACCCUGGUGGAGGCCCUGGAGAACCACAACGAAGUCAACACCGUGAUGGACCUGGUUCUCUUCGAGGACGCCAUGCGCCACGUCUGCCACAUCAGUCGCAUCUUGGAGUCCCCUCGGGGCAAUGCUCUGCUGGUUGGUGUUGGGGGGAGCGGCAAGCAGAGCUUGACACGACUUGCAGCUUUCAUCGGCUCCAUGGACGUAUUCCAGAUCACGCUGCGGAAGGGCUACCAGAUCCCUGACUUCAAGGCGGACCUGGCCAGCUUGUGCCUGAAAGCCGGGGCAAAGAAUCUCAGCACCGUGUUUCUCAUGACGGACGCCCACGUGGCUGAUGAGAAGUUCCUUGUGCUCGUCAAUGACCUCUUGGCAUCUGGAGAGAUCCCGGAUCUCUACUCUGAUGAUGAGGUCGAAAACAUCGUAAGCAACCUGAGGAACGAAGUCAAGAGCCACGGGCUGGUUGACACCAGAGAGAACUGCUGGAAGUUCUUCAUAGAUCGGGUCCGACGACAACUGAAGGUGACUCUCUGUUUCUCCCCGGUGGGGAGCAAGCUGAGGGUCCGCAGCAGGAGGUUCCCUGCCAUCGUGAACUGCACGGCCAUCGACUGGUUCCACGAGUGGCCGCAGCAGGCCCUGGAGUCCGUCAGCCUCCGCUUCCUGCAGAACACGGAGGGCAUCGAGCCCGCUGUCAAGCCGUCCAUUAGCAAGUUCAUGGCUUUCGUCCACACAAGUGUCAAUCAAACCUCCCAGUCCUAUCUGAGCAACGAGCAGCGCUACAACUACACGACCCCCAAGUCGUUCCUGGAGUUCAUCCGACUCUACCAGGGCCUGCUGCGCAGGAACGGAGAGGAGCUCACGGCCAAGAUCCAGCGGCUGGAGAACGGACUGCUGAAGCUCCACAGCACCUCCGCCCAGGUGGAUGAUCUGAAAGCCAAGCUGGCCACCCAGGAAGUGGAGCUGAAGCAGAAGAAUGAGGAUGCAGACAAGCUGAUUCGGGUGGUGGGUGUAGAGACGGAAAAAGUGAGCAGAGAGAAGGCCAUCGCAGACGAGGAGGAGCGGAAGGUGGCCCUCAUCAUGCUGGAGGUGAAGCAGAAGCAGAAGGACUGCGAGGAAGACCUGGCCAAGGCGGAGCCGGCGCUCGCGGCCGCCCAGGCAGCCCUCAACACCCUCAACAAGACCAACCUGACGGAGCUGAAGUCCUUCGGGUCCCCGCCCCCGGCCGUUAGCAACGUCAGCGCUGCGGUGAUGGCACUCACCGCUCCGGGGGGCAAGGUGCCCAAGGACAGGAGCUGGAAGGCCACCAGGGUCACCAUGGCCAAAGUGGACAGCUUCCUGGAGUCCCUCAUCCACUUUGACAAGGAGAACAUUCAUGAGAACUGCCUCAGGGCCAUCAGGCCGUACCUGCAGGACCCCGAGUUCAAUCCCGAGUUCGUGGCCACCAAGUCGUCCGCAGCCGCAGGCCUCUGCUCCUGGGUCAUAAACAUCGUGAGGUUCUACGAGGUGUUCUGUGACGUGGAGCCCAAGCGCCAGGCUCUGAGCAAGGCCACCUCGGACCUCACCGCUGCCCAGGAGAAGCUGGCGGCCGUUAAGGCCAAGAUCGCGCACCUGAAUGAAAACCUGGCCAAACUCACAGCCAAGUUUGAAAAAGCCACGGCCGACAAACUCAAAUGUCAGCAGGAAGCUGAAGUGACCGCAGGCACAAUCUCUCUUGCAAAUCGCCUGGUGGGAGGACUUGCCUCCGAAAACGUGCGGUGGGCAGAAGCCGUGCAGAGCCUCAAACAGCAGGAAAGGCAGUUAUGUGGAGACGUCUUACUUACCGCGGCUUUCGUCUCAUACCUCGGCUUCUUUACAAAGAAAUACCGGCAGAGCCUCGUGGACGGGACCUGGAGACCCUACCUGAGCCAGCUGCAAGUUCCCAUCCCCAUGACCCCCACCCUGGACCCCCUGAGGAUGCUGACGGAUGACGCCGACGUGGCCACCUGGCAGAACGAGGGCCUCCCCGCAGACCGCAUGUCCACGGAGAACGCCUCCAUCCUCCUCGGCUGCGAGCGCUGGCCGCUCAUGGUGGACCCUCAGCUGCAGGGCAUCAAGUGGAUCAAGAACAAGUACGGCGAGGGCCUCCGGGUCACCCAGACUGGACAGAAGGGCUACCUUCAGACCCUGGAGCGCGCCCUGGAAGGCGGAGAGGUGGUGCUGAUUGAAAACCUGGAGGAGUCCAUCGACCCUGUGCUAGGACCCCUGCUUGGGAGAGACGUCAUUAAGAAAGGACGGUUCAUUAAAAUCGGGGACAAGGAGUGUGAGUACAACCCCCGGUUCCGGCUCAUCCUCCACACCAAGCUGGCCAACCCUCACUACCAGCCCGAGCUGCAGGCUCAGGCCACCCUGAUCAACUUCACCGUGACCAGGGACGGCCUGGAGGACCAGCUGCUGGCCGCCGUGGUCAGCAUGGAGAGGCCAGACCUGGAGCAGCUCAAGUCAGAGCUCACGAAGCAGCAGAAUGGGUUCAAAAUCACCCUCAAAACCCUGGAAGACAACCUGCUGUCUCGCCUCUCCUCGGCCUCCGGGAACUUCCUGGGAGAAACCGCCCUGGUGGAGAACCUUGAGAUCACCAAGCAGACGGCAGCGGAAGUUGAGAAAAAAGUGCAGGAGGCCCAGCUGACGGAAGUGAAAAUCAAUGAGGCCCGAGAGCACUAUCGGCCGGCAGCUGCCCGAGCCUCUCUGCUCUACUUCAUCAUGAACGACCUCAGCAGGAUUCACCCCCUGUACCAGUUUUCUCUCAAGGCCUUCAGCACCGUCUUCCAGAAGGCCGUGGAGAAGGCUGCUCCUGAUGAGAGCCUCAAGGGACGAGUGGCCAAUCUAAUAGACAGCAUCACCUUCUCUGUGUACCAGUACACCACCCGCGGGCUCUUCGAGUGUGAUAAGCUGACCUACCUUGCCCAGCUCACCUUUCAGAUUCUCCUCGUGAACCAGGAAGUCAGCGCGGCAGAGGUGGACUUCCUGCUCCGAUCGCCAUGGCAGACAGGCGCCACCAGUCCCGUGGAGUUCCUGUCCCAUCAGGCCUGGGGUGGCAUCAAGGCGCUUUCAUCAAUGGACGAAUUCAGCAAUCUGGAUCGGGACAUUGAGGGAUCUGCCAAGAGCUGGAAAAAGUUUGUGGAAUCCGAAUGCCCAGAGAAGGAGAAGUUCCCCCAGGAGUGGAAGAACAAGACAGCCCUGCAGCGCCUCUGCAUGAUACGAGCCCUGCGGCCUGACCGGAUGGCCUACGCCAUGCGAGAUUUUAUUGAGGAGAAGUUAGGAAGCAAAUAUGUGGUGGGAAGAGCCCUGGACUUCGCAGCCUCAUUUGAAGAAUCAGGACCAGCCACUCCCAUGUUCUUCAUCCUGUCUCCAGGGGUGGACCCUCUGAAGGACGUGGAAAAUCAAGGAAAAAAGCUCGGAUACACUUUCAACAACCGGAACUUUCACAACGUGUCUUUGGGGCAGGGGCAGGAGGUGGUGGCUGAGGCCGCGCUGGACCUGGCUGCCAAGAAGGGUCACUGGGUUAUUUUGCAGAACAUCCACCUGGUAGCCAAGUGGCUCGGUACCCUGGAGAAGAAGCUGGAGGAGCACAGUGAGAACAGCCACCCAGAAUUCAGGGUCUUCAUCAGUGCCGAGCCCGCACCCUCCCCUGAGGGCCACAUCAUCCCCCAGGGCAUCCUGGAGAACUCCAUUAAAAUCACCAGCGAGCCGCCCACAGGCAUGCACGCCAACCUGCACAAGGCCCUGGACAACUUCACUCAGGACACCCUGGAGAUGUGCUCCCGGGAGACGGAGUUUAAGAGCAUCCUCUUUGCACUUUGUUACUUUCACGCUGUGGUGGCAGAACGACGAAAAUUUGGGCCCCAAGGAUGGAAUCGCUCCUACCCCUUCAACACUGGGGACCUCACCAUCUCUGUGAACGUGCUCUACAACUUCCUGGAGGCCAACGCCAAGGUCCCCUACGAUGACUUGCGCUACCUCUUUGGCGAGAUCAUGUAUGGAGGUCACAUCACCGAUGACUGGGACAGGAGACUCUGCAGAACCUACCUGGAGGAGUUCAUUAAACCAGAAAUGCUGGCCGGAGAGCUGUCCCUGGCCCCGGGCUUCCCACUCCCAGGCAACAUGGACUACCAUGGUUACCACCAGUACAUUGACGCCCAGCUGCCCCCCGAGUCGCCCCAUCUCUACGGGCUCCACCCGAACGCGGAGAUCGGCUUCCUGACCCAGACCUCGGAGAAGCUCUUCCGCACGGUGCUGGAGCUGCAGCCCCGGGACAGCCAGGCCGGCGAGGGAGCGGGGGCCGCACGGGAAGAAAAGGUCAAGGCCGUCCUGGAGGAGAUACUGGAGCGGGUGACAGACGAGUUUAACAUCCCGGAGCUGGCAGCCAGAGCGCAGGAGCGCACCCCCUACGUGGUCGUGGUCCUCCAGGAGUGCGAGCGGAUGAACGUCCUCCUCAGAGAGCUCCAGGGCUCCCUGAGAGAGCUGGACCUCGGACUAAAGGGGGAGCUGACCAUGACCAGCAACAUGGAGAACUUACAGAAUGCCCUGUACCUGGACACCGUGCCAGAGUCCUGGGCCAGGCGAGCCUAUCCGUCCACGGCAGGCCUGGCAGCCUGGUUUUCGGACCUGCUGAACCGAAUCCGGGAGUUGGAGGCUUGGACAGGCGACUUUGCGAUGCCCUCUACCGUGUGGUUGACAGGCUUCUUCAACCCCCAGUCCUUCCUGACCGCCGUCAUGCAGUCCACGGCCCGCAAGAACGAGUGGCCCCUGGACCAGAUGGCCCUGCAGUGCGACGUGACGAAGAAGAACCGAGAGGAGCUGAGGAGCCCCCCUCGGGAAGGGGCCCACGUCCACGGCCUCUUCAUGGAGGGCGCUCGCUGGGAUGCGCAGGGCUCCGUCCCACGCUGUCCUGCACACCUCAGCUGGCUCCUCCUCUCUUCCCACCCAGCCUCUCUCAAGAACCUACGACGGCAUUUCUUUGCCUUCUCAAGGCAGGCUGGCUUCAUACAUUCUCCAUGGUCUGCUUCAAGCAAAGGAAAAGAAUUCAUCAGAUCUCACUGGGGAGAAAGGAUGCCUUGCCAGACAGUUCCCAGCCUUGUUCCUUUUCUCCCUCCAUGGAUCUGGGGUCUUUAGUCGAGGUGAGAGUGUGAGCGAGUGUGUGUGUAGGUGAUGAGGUAGGUUUGACAGUUGAUUUUACGUAACAGCAAAAUUAAAAGCAUGCACAAGGCAAAGGGUGACCGCUGUUUUACAACAGAACCAGUUCGCAUUUCUUCACACCCGUCUUAAAUGAUUUAUAUGAAGGAUUUAUUGUUGCUGCUGUUUAAUGAAACUUGGGUGCAUGCAAAUAAGCAAAAAUUUAUUUCUCUGCUCGAUUGUCUUGUUUAUUUUGUUGGGGGUGGGUUGGUUUUUUUUUUUUUU